GUAAUGAGAGUUUAUGCUCUUUCUCAACAAAUACAAGUCUAUCCAUGUGUAUGUGUGAUUUUUGUGACUGUGUUGUUAAUUGAUUGCCAAAAGGUGUAAAUCUUUAUUGUACAUAUUUAAUGGUAUUUUUUGGAACAGCCACCACAGUGGUUGUAUUAGGACACAGGACGAACUGAGCUGAACUGAGCUGCACACAAGAGGCACAACAACAAUAAGAACAAAAACAAAAACAAUUCGCACACUGUGGCCAGCGGGAGACGAGCAGCAGUAUCCGAAUGCAGUAUCUCAACUACGCACUGCAGACAUCCACGCGACUGCUGACCAGCCAGAGCCACAGUCAGAGUCAGAAUCAGAGCCAGAGCCAGAGUAGCCAGCACCAAGCAGCAGCUACAUUGGCAGCCACGCCCUUUGAGGAGCAAAUUGCGCACGCCUGCUGCAGUCGAGGUGCCCAAUUGCUGCGACUGCGCCAACAGGAGCUGGCCAAGCGACGUGCUCUCGAGCUUGAGGAUCAGCUGAACGCCAACGUUGGCAGCGCUGAUAGCGACGCGUGCAGCGAGGAGCUUGCGGAAGGCGCUGUGGGUGGGCAGCAGGAGCAGCGGGAGCAGGAAGAGUACUCCAGCCAGUCGGCGCCGCAUCCAGUCCAAUGAAAUUUACUCUCAUUUAAUGUGCAACUGGCGCGCAGCAAGCUGCUAUCGUUUUUCAAUCGCGACAUGGCCGCCACCGAUGGCCAAAUCAUAUUGGCCGCCUCCCGUUUUGGGGAUGCGACGCCCGUUUAUUUGCGCGACUUCUCCAAGCAGCCGCUGCCGGCGGUGGCCAAAAUCCUUAAAGGACAACAUCAGGCACUGGGCGUGCCCACACUCUCAGCACCCUCGUUGCAGAGCACGGCGCUAUUUCUGAGCGCUGGCAAAAAGUAUCAGAUACUGGCUCAGCCCAUCAAGAUCAAAGAGGGACGCAAGCCCACAAAUGUGGGCGCCAAGGUGCUCAUACCGGAGACCUACGGCGGCUACUUUGAGCUGCUCAGCGAAGAUGGACGCUCCACGCGCUGCAUUGACUCUGUCUUGGAAUUGUCGAGACGACGCAAUUGUCGCGUCCUUGUGCGCGAAACGUUUCGCUGCCAGCAGCUUAAUCGCACCAUUCAUGCCGGCGAACUGUUGACUACGAUGAACGAUAAUGGCAAGUACCUACAGUGCCGCAACAUCAAGGACGAGAUCAUCAAUCUGCCACUCGAUACCAAAGCCAAAUUCUCUCCGAUUGCGCGAGAGGACAGCAUCAGCGGAGUGCACACCGUCAAGAAUCUGCUGCUGAAGCGAAUGCCCGUCAUUGUGAGACUCGUCCAUGGCAGCGCGCCAAAGGGUUUGAAGCAACCAUUUGUGCCGGAGUUGCGUCUGUUGGGCUGCGUGGAGAUCGAUCGGAUGUUUGCGCUGCCGCUGCAGAAGGACACGGAUCUUGUGCCUGUGCCGUUGAAUGCGAAGAUCAAGCUGCAGCGUGCCAAGAAUAUGGAGCAGCUUGAGCAUUUCAUUGAGUACACACGCUUCCUGGACAAGGCGCAGCGAUUGCUGGCGGAUGCACGCGAUCGCCUGCAGAUCGUUGAUCUCAAGCUAAGCGAGAAGGAGAAGAAGGACUCGAAGUUCAGCAGUCGCAAUAAGCUACCCGUUGUCAUGCUACCCUCCGCCGCUGGCGUUGCGAGCGGACUAGCCGAGAGCGGUUAUGUGCUGCGCAAGAGCGCCAGCUGCGAUUCUUGGUCCAAGCAGCAGCAGCAGGCGCUCAAUAGCACCGAAAUCGCAGAGGAAUAUAACGAGAUCGAUCACAUCUACGAUUAUGUGCGCGGAUUGACGCCGCUCUCCAAGGGAUUGGCCCGGUUCGAGCCCAUCUGUGAGUCACCCACGCUCAAAUCGCAUCACACGGACAGCAGUGGCAAUGGCAACUAUUGCAGCCUCAUACGCGCACCUGCAGCAGCAGCGCCACAACAGCAACAACAUCAGCCCAGCAGCACCAACAACAACAACAACAAUAACUAUAGCAGCCUGGAGUCGAAUAAGCACAGCAGCAGCAAUGGUGGCCAUCAUCAUCUAUAUCAGCAGCAGCAACCGCAGCAGCAGCAGUCGCAUCAUCAUCACAAUCACCCUUCGGCGCUGCUGGUAAACCACUAUCAUCACAGCCAUAUACAGGAAGACAUUAAGCCGGUGCCACCUCCCAUUGAGACAAUACCGGGCAAGAAGCCGGCUGAGAAGCGACAGCGGCCCACAUUACCAAAGCUUUACAUCAAGAAUGCGAAUGCACAUAGCGCCGGCAGCAGCAGCAAUGGCAACUCCACUGGCGGCACCAGUCACAGUCACAGCCAUAGUCACAGUCACAGUCACAGCCAUUCACAGCAGCAACAGCAGCAGCAACAGUUGCCGCUAACUCCCGGUAGCAGCAAUAACAAUAACAACAACAUAAGCAGCAAUACGGCAGCAAUUGUCGCCAGCGCCGCUACAGCAGCAGCUGCCUCUGUUCACCACUCCCACGUCCACACACACCACGCACACGCACACGGAAAUGCACAUGCACACACACACCAACACCAUGGCAAGGUGCUGACGCCGAACAAUCAUUUGCCUGUGAAGGAAUCACUGGAGCCGCAGUCGCCGCUGUUUCAUAUCAGAUACAAGAGUCUCAGCAGCCUGCAGCUGACGCCGGACAGCAAUACAGCGGCAAUGACGCCACCGACGAUCUCAGCCCAAAGCAAGGCAGCGACAACAGCUGCAUCUGCAUCCGUUGGCUCUCAGACGCCGCCCGAUGUGCUGCAGAAGUGCAGCAGCAGCAUACUGAAUUCGCACGGAUAUCUGGCGCAUAGUCAGAGUCACAGUCACAGCCGCAGCUCGAGCAGCAACAAUCAUCAUAAUCCGCGAGAGGGCACGCUGGACUCGUCGCGCAGCGGGGGACGUACUUCAGGCGAUUCGCAGAAGCUGCCGGAGAAGAAGACGCGACGCCUGUCGCGGCCGCGCAGCCUCUCGAAUCUGGUGUGGGAUCUGCGGCCAUCAAAGGAGAAGUCGAAGAAGAAGCUCUAUAUACACCACUUUGAUCAGCGUCAGCAGGCGACGCUCUAUCUAUAG
Messenger RNA from Drosophila grimshawi, 3095 nucleotides. RefSeq lists its product as uncharacterized. Lineage: Eukaryota; Metazoa; Arthropoda; Insecta; Diptera; Drosophilidae. The record is from RefSeq and is a predicted model, not a curated record. Bases 711 to 3095 code for a protein of 794 amino acids. The transcript has 4 exons.